UAAUCCAAUCAAAUUCCGAUCGUUUCAAGAAAAACGAAAUUAACAGAACACACACAAAACAACUCUCUCUCCCCCCUCCUGCUCGCCACUCUCUCUCUCUCAUUUCUGCUAAUAAGCUAACAAUGCAACAGGGUGAUUAUUACAGCUCCGUUUCUUACUACUACCCUCAAAAUCCAAAUCCAAAUCCAAUCGAUCAACACAACCAUCCGAACCCUUCGUCGGCGACUACGUACGCCUCUGCACCGCCUUUCACCACCAAUUACUCUCCGUCCGAUUACUCUGCUUAUCCCUCUGCAAUUACAUAUCCUCCCAACACUCCUUAUCCUCAAAACCCCGAUCUUCCUCUUCCUCCCUCUCCGACUGCUCCUUCAUACGCCCCAACAAACCCUACUUUGCAAUCUCUCAAUCCAUCUAUCUCUGCGCCUUCUUCUUCCUAUGAUCCGCAGGGGCCUUACCAGCCACCACCACCACCACCACCACCACACCAACAACACUCUUCGUAUUAUCCACCCUACGAUCCGCAACAGACUGCCCCCAAUUACUCUUCAAUUCCUACAAACCCUAACCCUAGCCCUACCACCAACUUGAAUCCACCGUGUUCUGCGGUGUACCCUUCCCCUUACGGUCAUAUAGGCUCUUCGGUUCCACCGGUGCGUGCGAAUUCAUAUGAGAGUAAUGUCAAAUUGGAUCAGGGUUGGGGUUAUUUUGAUGAAUCUUCGGGUGGGUAUGCGGGCUAUGGUCGAAGCAGCAGGUCCGAUGUGGGAUCAGAUUUAUACGGAAAGCGAUCAGAUAGUGGGACUUCUCGGUUUGAUUCAAGUGCAUAUCGCGAUGAUGGGUUUGGUUACAGUGACGGCGUGUAUGCCUAUCAAGGGAGUAAGGUGGAGCCCUAUGGUGCUCGGGGCACUGAACCCAAGUCGUCGACGUGGUCAGGGUUUGAUGAUUUUGGAAGGCCCAUAAGUUUCCCUCCUCGAAAAGAUCAAACGGGUUCCUCUCCUAUCGUGAGGGCAAUUCCAAAGGCUGAUACCCAACAAGACGUGAAGGGUGGGGUGCAGAAGUAUAGAGUUAAGCUGUUGCCAGAUGGUGGAAGCCAGGGCACCACGGAUGUGCUUUGCCAGAUUGGUUUGGACGGGAUUCGUAUGCUUGAUCCCAGUACCAGUCGGACAUUAAGAAUAUAUCCACUUGAGACGCUAACAAGAUGUGAAGUGACUGAUUCUUCCACCUUCACGUUUUGGUCCAAAAGUUCUGUUGACAUUGAACCAAGACGUAUAAGACUCCAGUCAAAUAGUUAUACAACCAACACCAUUCUGGACAUAGUGACAGCUGCAACUGUACAGCUUAAGGAGAUGGGCGGAAGAAGCAAACCUUCUGAUUCCUUAAAGACAACAGAACAACCUACAGAGAAGAAAAAGGGUAUUGCAGAUUGGAUGAACUUGAUGAAGCCUGGAAAUGAGGAGAAAGAUCAUUGGGUUCCUGAUGAAGCGGUUACCAAAUGCACAGCUUGUGCAACAGACUUUAGCGCUUUUGUGCGUAAGCAUCAUUGCAGGAAUUGUGGAGAUAUUUUCUGUGACAAGUGUACCCAUGGUAGAAUUGCGCUUACAGCUGAUGAGAAUGCUCAGCCAGUUCGUGUUUGUGAUCGAUGCAUGGCAGAAGUUACUCAGAGGUUGAGUAAUGCUAAGGAAUCGGCCAGCAAAUCAGCUAUAUUGCAAACUCACGAGGAUCUUGCCAAGAAGCUUCAGGAGGAGAUGGAAAAAAAUCGGAAGGCAUCAUCAGACUCCAAGUCAGAUGGAUCUGGUAGGCGGAUGAAAGAAGUUGCCUGUCCUAUUUGCACGGUUCAUUUGCAGGUUCAAGUUCCCAGCUCUGGUUCUGAGACCAUAGAGUGUGGGGUUUGCCAACAUCCAUUCCUUGUAAGUGCCCACUGAUGCACACAGACUAUAAUGAUCGUUGAAGUCACCUUGUGUUCUCUUUUAAAACCUUGAUAUUCAAAUUAUGCACCGUGUGAGCGCUUUUUUAAUAAUAAUUUGGGUAUGUGAUUUUCCCUGGUUGGUGUUAUUCACUUAUGUUGACCCUAUCCCUAUGUCAGCUGAUUUUUCAUUCUUUUACUGGCAUAUUUGUACAUGAAAGUUGUGUUCUGUUUGAAGUGCUGUGUUGGGUGAAAAAACUGUAUAAAUAUGAUUAGUUCAUUUAUUAUUUACAUAAUGGUGUGCAAGUUAUUUUUCUGGAA
Molecule: messenger RNA, 2221 nt
Organism: Cornus florida
Lineage: Eukaryota; Viridiplantae; Streptophyta; Magnoliopsida; Cornales; Cornaceae
Product: protein FREE1
Exons: 10
Coding region: 123-1919 (598 amino acids)
Biological process (GO): multivesicular body assembly; intralumenal vesicle formation
Cellular component (GO): ESCRT I complex; late endosome membrane
Molecular function (GO): ubiquitin binding; metal ion binding
Source: RefSeq, a predicted model, not a curated record